CUCCCUGAGGGGGUUAAUUGUGACCAUCUCUUCAACGUCUUAUGCCUUUAUGGCAAUAUCGCUAGGAUAAAAUUCCUAAAGAGUAGACCUGGUUGUGCCAUGAUCCAAAUGGGUUCAAAGGAGGCAGCCGAUCGCGUUAGUGAGCACCUGAACGGAGCGACUGUAUUUGGACAGGUAAUCCAGUUUCAUCACAGCAAGCAGACCGAAGUACAAGAACAUGCUGGCCUUGGGACGCUUUCAGAUGGUUCCCCUGUAAUGAAGAACUACAUGACCGAUUCGAAUAAUCGCUUCAGAAACCCAAUCGUCGCCGCCAAAAGUCGAAUACUGGCUCCUACUCGCACGCUUCAUUUCUUUAACGCUCCAUUGAAUUUCUCCCCUGAAGAUAUGUGCCGAGUCUUCGCUGACUGUGGUGUAAAACGGCCGCCGCGAAUUGUAGUGUUUACUGCCAAGCCCGGACAGAAGACGUCACUGGGCCUUGCCGAAUGGGACACUGUGCCUGAUGCCCUUGAUGCAUUGUCAUUGUCAAAUCACCGACCAAUUCAUAUUGUUGGUUUCGCUCAUCCUUUCCACUUAAAGUUGGCAUUCAGUCCAAAGCCGAUAUCUGACGACCGAGCUGGCGCUUGCAUGAUCAAGUAUCCUGCUCCACCUAUGCAUCAUAAGGAUGCUAUUAUAAGCCGCAAGCCAACCUACAAUACUGCUGCCGCUGCCGACGUUUCUGGCUACGGGUUUCAACCACAUACAAUUGUUACUGUCGCCUCACCCUCCAUCCAAUCCGCGCUCUUAAAUGCAGCAAGUGACGGUGACAAGCCCGUUGAAAUAGGUCCUGUUAUGCCACCUCAUAUUCAGUCGCACGUUUCACGUGACAAUGGGGACUCAACGUCAAAUGAAGCGCCAAAAACCUCUGAAACCUUUAGUGUUGAUGAGUUGGAGGCUGAGGAGGCUGCUUAUCUA
Dibothriocephalus latus is the source of this 951-nucleotide messenger RNA. The record is from the annotation of a GenBank genome assembly. NCBI's taxonomy places the organism in Eukaryota, Metazoa, Platyhelminthes, Cestoda, Diphyllobothriidea, Diphyllobothriidae.